Mycotypha africana is the source of this 1344-nucleotide messenger RNA. RefSeq names its product CRAL-TRIO domain-containing protein. Bases 1 to 1344 code for a protein of 447 amino acids. NCBI's taxonomy places the organism in Eukaryota, Fungi, Mucoromycota, Mucoromycetes, Mucorales, Mycotyphaceae. The record is from RefSeq and is a predicted model, not a curated record. The transcript has 3 exons.
AUGGUUCUUGUGGACUCAGUUAGCUCUUUGCCGGGCCAUGUUGGCAAUUUGACCGUGAAGGAAAAUGAUAUGCUUAAGCAAUUGUGGAUCCGUCUCCUGGAAUUAUUCAAACAAAAAGGCACUGAUAUUAGGCCUAAGGAGAGCGACACCAACACGAAACAAGAAGACACGAAGAAAGGGGGAGGGUGGUUUUCCUCCAAGAAAACUACGAGCAACGUGGAUAAAAAUGUGGAAGUUUUCAUUGGCACGACUAUAAAUUCUUCCAUUAUGUCUAUGCCACUGGAAAAGGCUUUACCUUUGAUUCCAGGCGACCAACUUCGCACCACAUUUUGGAACAUGGUAGCUACAGAUAAUCCGGACGCAGUCCUGCUACGUUUCUUACGUGCUCGUAAAUGGGAUUUAGAGGCCGCCUAUCAUAUGCUCACGAAUGCCCUCCGUUGGCGGUUGGUAUUCCGUUUAGAUGACAUUACGGCGCUUGGUGAAAACGGUAUGAGAGAUGAAUUAAACAGGUUACAGCCUGGACUCGGGGAUUCAUUUAUUACGCAGCUUAACUCUGGUAAAGCUUAUUUGGGAGGCCCUGAUAAAGAAGGUCGAGGCAUUUGUUUCAUUAAUGUUAAUCUUCAUCACAAGGAAGACCAAACGCCUGAAAUCAUCAAACUACUAACAAUGUAUAUCAUGGAAACAUCCCGUGCCAUUGUUCAUCAACCAGUAGAAUCAGCAUGUAUCGUUUUCAACAUGGAUGGUUUCACACUCAAAAAUAUGGACUUUGAUUUUGUCAAAUUCUUAGUGUCAUGCUUUGAAGCUUAUUACCCUGAGACAUUAGGUUGCUGUUUGAUUCAUAAGGCGCCCUGGGUAUUCUCUACCGUUUGGACAUUAAUCACACCGCUUUUAGAUCCAGUGGUGGCAAGCAAGAUUCAUUUUACCAAAGAUUGCAAAGAGUUGACCAACUAUGUCGAUAUCACAGCCUUGCCUGGCAAUAUCACGGGUGAGAAAGACAAGAAAACCAUGGAUGAGGCCGUAAAAAUAGAUCCUGUAGCUCCAGGAAAGCUAGGUAAACCUGACACGCCUGCAUAUCACGAAUACCAAGAAAUGGUGAAUGACUAUGAGGAUGAAACGAGCGAAUGGGCCAAGACAAAAUCAACUGAUAAUGACAACGUACAGAACACACGAAGAAUAGAGUUAGCCAAACAAUACCGGGUGACAAGGUUUAAGGCUGAAUUAGAUAUGCGAGGCCCGACUAGCUAUCAAGCCAAAGGAUUGCUUACAGUCAGCCCAGACAAUAGAGUCUUACUUAAUUAUGGGAGCGACGGUUGGACUCCCUUGGACAUUACUGAGAUGGUCUAA